GAGGAUUUAGAAAUAUCCGAGAAGGAUAUGACAAUGCAAAAUUUUGGAAUAUUCUACGCGGAGAUCCAACUCUUUUCCUCUCCUCUACACGAUUAUAUAAACCGCUCUCCAAUCCCUUCUCUUCGCAACAAUCUCCAAAAUCCCUUCUAUAUCCCGCCCCAUUGCUGUCUUCUUCAGCUGAGUAUAAUAUUUGCAUAGCAUGGCUCUUAAAGCUGUUCAUGUCUCUGAUGUUCCCAAUCUUGACCACGUCCCUGAGAAUGCCUCUCUUUCUCUCUACUCAACUCGUCUCUCCAAAGGAGUUGAGAUGAAUAGAGCAGCUACGUUCAAGAUGCCAAAGUUUAUGGUGGCUGGACAUAGAGGGAAUGGAAUGAAUGUAUUGCAAUCAACAGAUGGUAGGAUGAAAGAGAUUAAAGAGAACUCCAUUAUGUCUUUUAAUAGCGCUGCCAAACACCCCAUUGAUUUCAUCGAAUUUGAUGUUCAGGUGACAAAAGAUGACUGCCCAGUCAUUUUCCAUGACACCUUCAUCCUCUCUGAAGAUAAUGGCACUAUUUUUGAGAAGAGGGUGACAGAACUUUGCCUAUCUGAAUUCCUAUGCUUCGGACCCCAGAAAGAAGGAAGGGCUGGCAAAUCUUUACUCAGGAAAACUAAAGAAGGAAAAAUACUGGAAUGGAAUGUAGAGAACGAUGACUCCUUAUGCACCUUGCAAGAUGCAUUUCAACAAGUGGAGCCCUCACUUGGCUUUAACAUUGAAUUAAAAUUUGAUGACCACAUUGUCUACCAGCAAGAUUAUCUCAUUCGUGUUCUUCAAGCCAUCUUGCAGGUGGUAUUUGAUCAUGGUAAGGAUAGGCCUGUUUUUUUCUCAUCAUUCCAACCUGAUGCGGCACUGCUUGUCAGAAAAAUGCAGAGCACCUUCCCUGUUUACUUUUUGACAAAUGGGGGUACUGAGAUUUUCUAUGAUGUAAGGAGAAAUUCCUUGGAGGAGGCUAUAAAGGUGUGCUUGGAGGGUGGUUUGCAGGGGAUUGUAUCGGAGGUCAAAGGGGUUUUUAGAAAUCCUGGGGCAGUGAACAAGAUCAAGGAUGCGAACCUUUCUCUUCUAACUUACGGAAAACUGAAUAAUGUAUCAGAAGCUGUUUACAUGCAACAUUUAAUGGGUAUAGAUGGAGUGAUAGUUGAUCUGGUUCAAGAAAUUACUGAAGCGGUAUCUGAUUUGAUAAAGCCAUCUGAGAUGGGAGAAGCAGAGAGUCUAGCGGAAGGGGAUGGAGAAAUGGAAGUAAAAUCAAAGCCUCAAUUCUCACAGAUGGAGCUUUCAUUUCUUUUAAAGCUCAUCCCAGAAUUGAUACAGCUUUAGUUGCCCCUCUUAUCCCUAGUUUCACUACCAGUUUAGCAGUUUUGGCCCUUCCUUUUUUAUUUUAUUUUUAAUGCUCGUAGAUGACCUGAUCUCUUCUACCACUCUUUCAAUGAACUCCUCCCCCCACAAGGGGAAAAAAGAAUCCAGCUCUUCACCGUGCAUUAGUGAGCUGCUAUAAUUUUAUUUUUAUGAGAUUUGACCCCUUUUUUGUUAUUGAUU
This is a messenger RNA of Populus euphratica (Euphrates poplar), 1567 nucleotides long. RefSeq names its product glycerophosphodiester phosphodiesterase GDPD1, chloroplastic-like. The transcript has 7 exons. Gene Ontology annotation, biological process: glycerophospholipid catabolic process. Gene Ontology annotation, molecular function: phosphoric diester hydrolase activity. NCBI's taxonomy places the organism in Eukaryota, Viridiplantae, Streptophyta, Magnoliopsida, Malpighiales, Salicaceae. The record is from RefSeq and is a predicted model, not a curated record. The coding region runs from base 200 to 1348 and encodes 382 amino acids.